This is a messenger RNA of Mytilus californianus (California mussel), 3524 nucleotides long. Its product is annotated as glutamate receptor 3-like. Gene Ontology annotation, molecular function: transmitter-gated monoatomic ion channel activity involved in regulation of postsynaptic membrane potential; glutamate-gated receptor activity. Gene Ontology annotation, biological process: monoatomic ion transport; synaptic transmission, glutamatergic; modulation of chemical synaptic transmission. The transcript has 19 exons. NCBI's taxonomy places the organism in Eukaryota, Metazoa, Mollusca, Bivalvia, Mytilida, Mytilidae. Bases 402 to 3215 code for a protein of 937 amino acids. Gene Ontology annotation, cellular component: plasma membrane; postsynaptic membrane. The record is from RefSeq and is a predicted model, not a curated record.
AGUGAGCAACUAGUGAAUGUAGGCAAUGAGACAAUUUACUGGUCCCCUGUGCCAUUACGUAUCGUCAAAGUGAAGGUGUACAAGAUGGAAACAAUAAUCAUACGUAUGUUUGCAUUUAAAUGCAAAGUUUCUUCUAAUGAAGGUUUACGUCAACUAAAUGAAAGUUUUAUGAAGCGUUAAAUGUCAGUUGCGUUUCGAUGUUCCAGAACAUUUAAAACAUCUGAUAAUUCUGUAGAUGCAAUAUGGUUGAAAUUAUUGAAAUGUAAUCAAUAUAUGUAACAACUUUUGCUAUUAUUCAAAGAACGAUCGUAGACGUGUGGUUUUACACAGUCUGUAAAAACCAACUACUGAAGGAGAAAAAAAAAACUUUUUUCGAAUUGAUUCAGAUCAGGAUUUAUACGAUGCAACUUUUAGUGUUGGAAAUUGUGUUGUUUUCGUUUUGGAUAUUUUGUAUAAAGACAGGAAUGUCCAUAGCUAAGAAGAAAAUUAACACGGGGUUUAUCAUCGACGAAGAAGACAAGUCAAGUGAAAGAGCCUACAGAGUUGGAGUAGAAUUAUCACAGUUUAACAAACAGAACACCAUAAAAAUAAAAGAUUUCCUCAAUAAAACUAAUAUUGCUGACAGUUAUUCGUUCACAAAAUCAAUAUGUUCAUUACUCAUGGAAACCAUAUUCACCAUAGUUACAGCAGCAGACGUCCGAUCUUAUGAUGCUAUUGAAUCUUACAGCCAAGCCAUGCACGUGCCUGUCAUAAUUUACAAUGAUGUCCGAAAACUCCUGAAGCCCAACUAUAAAUAUCUUCUACAUAUUGCCCCAUCACAUAUGAAAGCUGUAGUAGAUUUCAUUAAAAUGCAUAAAUGGAGGAGGGUUUUCUAUCUUCAUGUUGAAAACGAUCCUCUGUGGCCUUGGCGAGUUUCAGAAAUAUUUACGUUAACAAAUACGACGGACAAAAUAAAUAUAAUACAACGACAUUUAGGAAAUCCUUAUGAUUCUUAUGAACAGCUACGGAUUUUAGAUAAAAUGGCGUUAUCACAAACAGAAAAGAUAUUUAUUUUAGAUAUACUAGAUAGAUCAAUAUUGCAAAUAAUAUUAAGACAGAUAACAGAGUUAGGUAUGAACAGAGAAGGAUAUAAUUACAUAAUUGGUGGCAUGGAUAUCCAGACUGUUGACCUGAAAAGUUUUGAACAUGGUGGAGCACGAAUUACGGGUUUCCAAAUAGUGGACAAAAACGGAAGUUUGUCAAAAGUUAUGACACCCUGGAAUAAAAGAACAAAUUCGGAGAUAAAGAAGGGCAUCCCAGUUCCACCGUUUACAAUGAAAGAGGUAUUUCUGUUGGACAGCUUUUGCUUUCUACAACAAGGGUUUGAGAAAAUAAAUCGAGAGGGACCCGAAUUUUUCCAGACGAGAGCUGGUAUACAUUAUAAUACAAAUUGUUCAAAAGAAAUAGUUUGUCAUAAAAAUAAAUAUCUUGAAAGAGGACCAAUAAUCUUAGAGUUUUUGAAGAAUACUUCAGCAUUAUGUCUUUCCGGAAAUGUACAAUUUGAUGAAAAUGGAUACCGAUCAAAAUACAACUUCGAUGUUCAUUCUUUAUACAAAAAGAAACUGCAAAAGAUUGGAAACUGGUCGUCUGAAACUGGAUACAACAGAGAUGUGAUAGAAGCUCUAAAAAAGAAGCAAAAAGAACGGAAGGGCCCAUAUAUAGUUACAUUAGUUGUGGAGGCUCCAUUUGUUAUAAAUAAGACAGAUAAAAAUGGAAAGGAAGUAUUUGAGGGAUUCUGUAUUGAUAUGUUCCGAAAACUUGCCAAUAGUUCACAGCUACAACUAGAUUAUAUAAUACGAAAACGGAAUGAUACCAAAUAUGGAGCUUGGAAUAAAAAAACGAAAUCCUGGGAUGGUAUGAUAUCUGAACUUAUAGAAGGAGAAGCAGAUAUAGCUCUUGGUAGCAUAUCAAUCACUGAAGAAAGGGAACACGUGGUAGAUUUUACGAAACCAUUUAUGAAUACGGGAAUAAGUAUAAUGAUCAAAAGGCCAGAUAAACAAAAACCAAACAUUCUAUCAUUUAAAGAGCCAUUUUCAAACAGUAUGUGGAUAUGUAUAAUGUGUGGAUUUGCUGGCGUUAGUCUUGUGUUGGUGUUAAUUGGACGCUUUAGUCCCUAUGAAUGGCAAAAUAAUUCAAACACUGGCCCAUCAGAAGAUUUUAGUGUACUUAACUCUUUAUGGUCAUCUUUUGGCGCAUUACUUCAGCAAGGUUCAGAUUUUCUUCCAAGUUCAAUAUCUGGUCGCAUAGCUGAAUGUGCCUGGUGGUUUUUCACAUUAAUCAUAGUAUCAUCAUAUACAGCAAACUUAGCUGCUUUCUUAACAGUAGAAAAACUCAAUAUACCAAUAAAUUCUGCAGACGACUUAGCACGACAGUCCAAAAUAAAGUACGGUAUCUCAAAAGGUGGUUCUACAGAAAAGUUUUUCAGUACUUCAAAUGUCUCAGUAUAUAAACAGAUGUGGGAAUUUAUGGAGGCUACACCACAAUCUGCAUUCGUUAAUGGCAACCUGGACGGUUGGAAAAAAGUAUUAGAAGGAAAAGGGGAAUAUGCAUUUUUGCUUGAAUCAACUAGCAACGAUUAUCGAAAUCAGCAAAAACCAUGUAAAACGAUGAAGGUUGGUCAUAACCUCAAUCAAUAUGGUAUUGGCAUUGCAACAAAACAAGGAAGCGAAUUAAGUCGAAAGUUAAACCUAGCUUUACUGGAAAUAAUAGAAAAAGGAGAACUUAUUAAUUUAAAACAGAGAUGGUGGUACGACAAAGGACAGUGUGGUCAAUCAGCAGCAUCAGUGGGAAAGAAAUCUUUAUCGCUUAGUAAUGUUGCUGGAACAUUUCACAUAGUCAUUGGAGGUCUGGUUAUAGCAAUGAUUUUCUCAGCUUUGGAAUUUCUCUUUCAUCAUAAGAAGAAUCAACGCAAACAGAGCAAGGUUAUUAAAACAACAAUGAUAACAGACAUGACGGACAUUGAACAUUUCGACAUGGAACGCAAAAACGAUGAAACGAAACCAUUAAAACCAUCUAACAUAAAUGGUGCCCAAGAUAAUAAAGGACACCCAUGCCUUUGUCGGGGUAUGCUAACUGUAUUUAAAGAACAGAAUAAUUCGUGUCAAACAACAACAACAUCACCUGCAAACCUUAUUAUGUUCGACUCGAUCACAGAAAAUGGAUCUACAAUGCUUUGACGAGGAACAUUCGAACACACGAAGGAAAUAAAAAGGGUCAAAUAUUUUCAUCCGUUUGACGACUGGAUCUGUAGAUCGACUUAAAACUUGGAUUGGUUAUUGAUAGUUUGAUAUAAAGAGUGGUUUUUAUGUUACACAGAUAACGAUUCAUAUUGUGUCUUCACAACAAUUAUGCUUAAAUAUUUGCACGAACAUUUUAUUUCAUCAAAAUAUUUGGGGAGUUGUUUGACAAUUUAUUACUGACGUGAAACAAUGCAACAGAACUAUUUAUUCUUGAUUUGGAUUUUUUUUAAUAUAUGGUUAAGGAAA